AUGGAGAAACGGAGAGCAUCGUUGAAUCGCGAAGCCGAAACCCCAUCUAUCGAUGAGACCCAUGGAUUUGAAUUGGUCCGUCAGAUACGUGACUGGCAAAUAAACAACGGCGCUCUAUUCAAGAGCAUCGCAGAUGACGAUCAGGAUGAUAGUGGAGUAGGGUAUGCUAUCGGAGUCACUGUCUUCCCCUCACCUUUUCCCUGGAGGCUGUUUGAACAAGCGAGGACAUUACAGCCGAUCUACAACAAGCUGUACUGUGCUAUCGCUGAGGAUCCCGAUUGGAUCUACUCGCAGAUCAAAGAUCUCAUUCCCGUUGACCCCCUUGUCCACGAGCUGUGGGAUCUCUAUCAGGCUGCCCGACAGCGAACAUCUGUGCAGCCCAUCUCGGCCGGCGUGUUUCGCUCCGACUACAUGCUCAAUUGUGGCACUGGAUCUUUGGUUGAUCCCCAGGAUGAAGAACGCAUCCACAGCACUCGCUGGGAUCAGCUAUCGCAGGCAAGCCUGAAGCAGGUGGAGUUUAACACAUACUUUUGCGCGGGGUUCGCCCACGCAGAAAGAGUCGCCAAGAUGCACCAAUACCUUGCGCGUACGGGAGCCUAUAACUUGAACGGUCGCCAGCCGUUCCAUGCAGGCUCAAUGCCUUUGAACCAUAAUGUUGCCGAGAUUGCUUCCCUCCUGGCUCUUGCACACGAGACCUACGGAUUUGCAAGGAGCAAGUUUGGGAGAAAGACAGCGAUCCUGUUCGUUGUUCAACCACACAAUGUCAAUACCACUGACGAGCGACCGAUCGAGUAUGCCUUGGCGGAUCGAGACAUACCUGUGUCCAUUUAUCGAGUGUGGUUUGGACACGACGUGCUAGCGUGCACAUCGCUCACAGAGGAACAGGCAUUGCUGUUCACUCCGCCGGGGUCCGUAUCCGAGCCAGUGGAGAUAUCAGUUGUCUAUAUGCGAGCCGGCCUUGACGCGAGCGAAUAUUUCGACGACAGCGACAUGCAGGGCUGCAACGACGGGGAUGCAGAUCUCUCGGAAAAGUCGAGGCAUGGAGCUGGCUGGUACGCGCGUUUGCAACUCGAGCAGUCGGCGGCGAUCAAGUGCCCCUCCGUGUUGGGACAUAUGGCCACUUUAAAAAGGGUUCAGCAAGCCCUGACCGUGCCAGGGGCAUUGGAGCGAUUCCUCGAUCCCGACGAAGCCAGCCAAAUUCGUACAACAUUCGUGCGCAUGUAUCCCCUCGACAAAUCCGAAAAUGGCUUGUGUGGACGGGCUAAAGCCACCGAUCCCGAGCAGGCGAGGCACAUGAUUCUCAAGCCAUCCCAGGAAGGAGGUGGCCACAAUGUCUAUGGCGAAGAGAUCCCGGAAUUCCUAAAGACCCUAUCGCAGGUAGAAUGGUCUCGGUACAUCCUCAUGGAAAGAAUCAUGCCUCCGCCUGCAGAUAACUUCCUGUUGGGUCGUGAGUGCGCGGGUUACGAUACCAUCUCCGAACUGGGUGUGUUGGGAUGUUGCCUGUGGCGCAAGGAAGCGCAGGGUCAUGGCCGCUGCGAGAUAUUCCAGAAUUGGCAGGGUGGCUGGACGUUCAAGACGAAGCCCGCUGGGGUCGAUGAAAUGAGUGUGGUCAAAGGAUUCGGUUGUUUUGAUUCGCUGCGGCUAUUGGGAUGA
Penicillium argentinense is the source of this 1653-nucleotide messenger RNA. RefSeq lists its product as uncharacterized. Bases 1 to 1653 code for a protein of 550 amino acids. Lineage: Eukaryota; Fungi; Ascomycota; Eurotiomycetes; Eurotiales; Aspergillaceae. The transcript has 4 exons. Gene Ontology annotation, molecular function: glutathione binding; ATP binding; glutathione synthase activity. Gene Ontology annotation, cellular component: cytosol. Gene Ontology annotation, biological process: glutathione biosynthetic process. The record is from RefSeq and is a predicted model, not a curated record.